GUGCGUUUGGCAGUUAGCUAAAUUUACAACUUGUUAAAUUAGUUUCAGACGCCUUUAUUGUGUAGCUCUCUUAAUAUUUAUGUCCCUGGUGUUCAGGAGUAUCUCAAAAGAAUCCAUAAAUGUCUACAAACUGGUGUGUCAGCAAGGCAAAAUAGUCCCGCUACAGUAUGAUGAUGAUCUACUAUACUGCAGUUGCAGUGUCGAGGAACUGUACUGCUGCUGAGCACAUCAUUUUCAAAACCCACAACAUGAGGUUUUAUACCAAGAUACAAGGAUGAAGGACCUUGCCAAUAACCAGGACGCUGAGAUGUUCAGAAGAGGUCAGGACAGCGUUCAUAAUGUUUCAUCAACACCAAUCUGACAGAUGAUCACCGAGUAUGGAGGAGAGAGCUUUUAAGAGGAGAGGAGAGAGCAUCUGUUGGCAAAAGCCUCCUGGCCCAUUCACAGCAGAUCACUUCUGAAGCCUGUUGAUCUUCAAGCUGCUGUCAUGGCAACCUCGUAUGACUGGCAGAAAACAGACCGCAGUCUCUGAGCUCCAGUCAACCCGGACGCUUCAGAGCACGAACACACUCUUAUGGGCAGAUGAAGAGUUGUGAUAUUGAGACACCGAGGCAGACACAGACUGUGAGGACCAGGAUGGCGCAUCUGGCGUAUCAACCCCUGCUUCCCACUGGAAACAAGUAUCUGCAGCAGAAAUGGGACAAGGCUUCAUAUGAGUUACACAGGGAAAAGGUGAAGUCAGCAAAAGCAACAAUAAACACAGCUCCACCAAAGACCUACGCUCACCUGACUCUCAAGCUGAAGACCCAAAAGCUUGAAGAGGAAUGGGCGAUGAAGAUUCAAAGGGAAAACAAUAUGCUUAUGGAGAAGAUAUCACACAUCAUGAGGACGACAGGAGGAGUUGACAACAAGAACUUUUACGACAGAAAAAGCCUUGGCAAAGAGAAGCGACAGCUGGAGCUGCUGCGUAUCACCAAGGAGAAUCAAAUGAUCCUGUUGCGUCUGAGCCAGUGCAGGUCUCACUAUGAUGUGAGGAGGUGGCACGAGGACUGGGUCAGAACCCUGAAGGUGAUGGACAGCAUUGCACGUUACCCACGAGGAACUGCCAAUCUGCAAAAGGGACAGGAAAAACCCACCAAGAAGUGCAGUGAUUGUAAUAAAGAGCAGAAGAUCCACCCUGCACGCAACAAGGCCAGUGGCAAAGCAGAGUCUGAGGAAGAUGAGAAGAGGAAGGAAAACAGCAAGAAAGAAAGCACAGGAACAAAGAUACAGCAAGACACAGCGACAUACUCUGAGCCAACAACAUCUGACACCACUCAGAUGACAGCAGAUAAACCUCCUCACACUGCUGAAACAUCGUCCUGUCCUGAAGGAUCUGAGUUGUCCAACCCUACUCACACACCUUAAACACUUGAGCAGGAGACUGCAAAUACUGUAGAGGGAUGAAAUGUCUUGUCUUUUGGCAAACUUGUAUUUUUUUUUUUUUUUUUUGCUCACUAAAUACAGUAUGUUAGUUUUGAAAAAGAAAGUGUUAGCUCCAACAUAGGUGGACGCAGAUAUUGUAUGGGACUUGUAUGAUAUUUGGUACUGGAUUAGUCCUAAAUAAAGCAGUAAUAUUACUCUGCAUUGGCUGUGUACUGAGAUAGAUUCAAAUAAAAACUAUAUUUCUGUGGUCGAUGUAAUGUUCACAAACACAAUGACAACACUUUGUAAUUUGUUUCUUUGAUAACAACAAAUAAAUGAAUCAAAUAAAAGUGUUGGGAAGGUUAUUUUUAAAAUGUAAUAGGUUACAGAUUACUAGUUACUCUGUUAAAAAUGUAAUAAGUGUUGUAACUCUUUCAGUUAUUUAAUCAAAGUAAUGAAUGUAUAAUUCUACAUAUAAACCUUUACCAAAAAUAAUAUAUUCAGCUGUAACCAAUUUGUAAUCACAAACAUUUUGACUUGUAACUUUAAUUGCAUAGUUUUUCUCAGUAACUGAUUACAGAUACAUUUAUUUUGCAUUUUAAUUGCAUGUAAAGUAGCAGAGGACUUUUUUCUUUGACAAAA
Epinephelus fuscoguttatus (brown-marbled grouper) is the source of this 2046-nucleotide messenger RNA. RefSeq names its product CFAP97 domain containing 2 (gene cfap97d2). The transcript is spliced from 10 exons. Lineage: Eukaryota; Metazoa; Chordata; Actinopteri; Perciformes; Serranidae. The coding region runs from base 583 to 1407 and encodes 274 amino acids. The record is from RefSeq and is a predicted model, not a curated record.